AUAAUAUUUUUUAUUUCUUCGUCCUUCCCUUUCUUUUACUAAAUCCGUUUUGCUUUUUGGUCGGGGUUUUUCAGGGACUCCCUAAUGGACAUCAUAGAACCGGUUAUUGAUAUUGUGAAGGAUGUUGGCCCUACGUUUAGGAGAUAUGUCAAGUAUCAAUUUUGCCUCAAGGAUUAUGUGCAUGAAUUUGAAAAAAUGCAAAAGAAUCUGGAGAGCCGACUAAAAGACAUUGAGGCAGAGAUUGGGACACAAUGUAACCUGCAGCCUAGAAAGGUAGCAAGGAAUGAAGUUAACACUUGGAGGGAGGAAGCACGCAAAGGAACUGCCUAUAAGGUUGAAGAUCUGAUAUGCGAAGGGGGCUGUUUCACAUAUAUUUGCUCAUCAAGAAGGCUUGAUAAAAUGACUCAAGCACUAAAUGAAGGAAUAUUUAAGCAAGGAGAAAAAUAUAUUAUUGAUGGUGUGAGUUUGGUCGUAGAUGAUCACUCAAUCAGAGGAGUUCCCCUGCCUGUUGAAAAGUGCAAUGGCAGGGAUGAUAUGCAGAAACAAAUUCUAGAAUGGUUGAAAGGAGACCAGGUUACAAGAAUUGCAGUUUGGGGAAUGGGUGGUGUGGGCAAGACAACAAUUAUGAAGCAAGUCCACAACCAACUGUUGAAAGAAUCCAAAUUUAGAGUUAUUUGGGUAAAAGUGUCAAAAGACUUUGACAUUAUUGUCCAGCAAAAAAAGGAGUUUGAUGUUCUCAAGUUUCAGAAAAGGAUUGCAAGUAGCUUGGAGUUAAAACUGGAGCCAGAGGAUCAUGAGAAUGACACAAAGCUUGCAGGAUUGAUUUCACAAAAGUUGCAGCAGGGCAGCUAUGUGUUAAUUCUAGAUGAUGUGUGGCAGCAAUUUCGUCUAGAAGAUGUUGGAAUUCCUUAUCUAGAUGGCAAUAAUGGUUGCAAGUUAGUGCUUACAACACGGUUACAAGAUGUUGCUCGUGCAAUGGAUUGUAAGGUGAUCCCUGUGAAUCCUCUUCCACCUGAUGCAGCAUUGGCAUUAUUCUUAGAGAAAGUUGGAAGUGUAGUGUUGUUAAAUGGCAGAAUUAAAAGAGAUAUAGAACCAUUUUUGAGGCAAAUUUUGCAAAAAUGUGACGGAGUACCCCUUGCUAUUGUGCUAGUGGCAAAAGCUAUGAGAGAAAAAUUGGAUCCUCGUUCAUGGAAGUGGGCACUUUCUAAAUUGAGUAAAUUAGAAGGAAUUGUUGAUCGUUUGAAAUUUAGUUAUGAAUGUCUAGAACCACAAUGCCGAGAUUGUUUCCUAUUCUGUGCAUUGUAUCCUGAAGAUUAUGAAAUCCCAAAGGAGGAGUUAAUUGAGUAUUGGAUUGAGGAGGGGUUUAUAGAUAGAGAAGGGGAAACUAGGGACACAAUGAAUUGUGAGGGUCAUGUUAUACUUGAGAAGCUAGUUGAUAACUGCAUGUUGGAAUCAGUUAAAAAUAGAAUGGGAGAAGAUUGUGUGAGUAUGCAUGAUCUUCUUCGAGAAAUGGUGAUGGAAAUUCGUCCUCAAUUCUUGGUGAAAGCUGGCAUGGGUUUGGAAAAGCUACCAGAGGAGUAUGAAUGGAGAGAAGAUCUUUUGAAGGUUUCUUUAAUGAGGAAUUACAUAGCAGAAAUUCCUUCAAGCAUGUUUUCUCCGAAGUGUCCAAUGCUCACAACAUUGCUGUUGUCCAAUAACAAGAUUUCAACAAUUCCAGAAGCUUUUUUUGAGCAUAUGCUUGGGCUCAAGAUUCUUGAUCUUUCCAAUAAUCUCAAGCUCGGUAGCCUGCCGAGUUCUAUUUCCAAAUUGGAGAAGCUUACUACACUAUUGCUGGGGGGUUGUCGGUCCUUAAGGCAGGUACCAUCUUUGUCCAAUCUUGGAGGCUUAAAAAAGUUGGAGCUUUGGGGGACAUUAAUUAGAGAACUGCCCGAAGGCCUCAACAUGUUAACCAAUCUGAAAUAUCUUAAUCUUGGUGAAGGAUUUUAUAAUAUACCUGAUGGACUGCUACAAAAUCUCUCCAAACUUCAGCAUUUAGAUGUACAUGGCUUAAUACCAUUGAAAGGGGAGGAGAUUGGAAGAUUGGGGAAGCUGGAAUUUCUCUAUUGCUACACCAACAUUUUAAGUGAUUUGAAAUUGAAAUCCAUUGUCUGCUAUGAUAUUAAUAUCUGUGGAGAGCCUAAUUGGCUACCAUUUGAUGUGCAAAGAUUGUUCAUCCAUUGUUGCAAGGAUGUGAGAAGGCUGAAUGACAUUUCUGGCUUUCAAGAUGCAACUGACUUGCGGUUUGUUGAUAUUCAAGAUUGUGAUGAUGUGGAGUUUGUUCUUCCCUUGUCUUGGCUUUCAAGAUGCAACCUUGAGGGGCUACGUCUUUCUUGUUUGGAUAACUUGAAUGCAGUGUUUGGUGAAGCAGGAGCAGUUGUUGAGAUAGAACCAUUACCGGCCGUAACAUUUUCCUCUCUUAAACAAAUUAAUGUUUCUGGAUGUGAUAAAAUAAAGAAGUUAUUCCCGGUUAGGUGGUUGGGAUAUCUCCAGAAUCUUCAGAUGAUUGAGGUUAUAUGGUGUAAGCAAAUACAAGAGAUAAUAUGGUUCGAAUAUAAAGAAGAAAAGGCCUUAGAAAAAGUCACUUUACCGAAGUUAGAAAGCAUUGAGAUUGAAAAUUUGCCCGAGUUGAAGAGCAUCUACAGUGGUUCCAAUACUGUUUUGAUUUGUGAUUCCAUUAAAAGCAUUAGAAUCGAGAAUUGCCCAAAAAUAGAGAGUGUUUUUGGCUCAGGGUUCAAUCCAAUCCCAACCCUUGAGUAUCUAACUCUUCAAGGGUUAGCAAAUUUGAAAUCUGUGUUUGAUGAAGAAGCUCCACCUCUACCUCAUACAACCUUUUUCUCUCUUAAAACAAUAAGGGUUUUUAGGUGUGAUCAAUUGAAGAAGGUAUUCUCAUUUGAACGGCUGCUAGGCAACUUCCAAUUUCUACUUAAUAUUGAGGUUGGAUAUUGCAAGCAAAUGGAGGAGCUGAUAUCACUAUUGGCACACAAAGAAGAAGAAAAAGUCACUCUACCUAUAGAAAGGUUGCAGUUGAUGAGCUUACCUGCAUUGAAGAGCAUCUGCAAUCACUCUAGUGUGUUGAUUUGUGAUUCCAUCCAGAGUCUGAGGAUUUUCGCUUGUGAGAAGCUAAAGAGGAUUCCUCUGAAUUUUCCCUUGCUUGACAAUGCCCAAUCAUCUCAUUCUUCUUCCCUCAAAGAAAUUGUGGUAUUCCCAGAAGAAUGGUGGAAAUCAUUGGAAUGGGACCAUCCCAAUGCAAAGGACAUCCUUUUACCCUUCUGUAAAUUUGAAGAUGACCGUUUUUGGUGACAGAGCACUGCAAAUUAAAAUUGGAAUUCAACUCUGUUACCACAAGAAAGUUGGAGGAAGUCACAUUUGCACCUGUUGCUGUUUCUGUUUAAUAUAAAUUUCCUAUUCUUUGUUUUUCUUUUGCUAUGUUUGUAUUGUGUGUUUCAAUAUGUCAAAUUUUAAGUGGAAAACUUGAAAUGUUUGUUUCUUUAUUAUUUGUGUAAUUUGUCUUUGAAACUGUGUGCAAAAAAGACUUAAAAUUAGU
Messenger RNA from Rubroshorea leprosula, 3583 nucleotides. NCBI's taxonomy places the organism in Eukaryota, Viridiplantae, Streptophyta, Magnoliopsida, Malvales, Dipterocarpaceae. The record is from the annotation of a GenBank genome assembly.